AAGCCACACCCCCAACAUACAUCUCCAAGAUAUACUACUUUGUAUUUAUGACUUUAAUUCUCAUGGCUAUGCCAAUUUUUAAAAUCCCUAUUCUCUUACUUUUCCUCCUUACAUCCAUCCCUUCCAUCUCCUCUCAUCCAUUCGAUCCUCUAUCUCCGCUUGAGAUUCAAAUCGUCACCUCCACAGUCAAAUCCAAAUUCACCAACAUUGCUCAACGUCUCACUUUUCAUUACGUCGGUAUCGAAGAUCCGAACAAACCUGCCGUUCUGUCAUGGGUAGCGAAUCCCCGUUCCCCGCCUCUACCACGUCAAGCCUUUGUUGUGGUACGAGCAAACAAGCAGACCCACGAGUUCAUCGUGAGUCUAGCCAAUGGCAAAGGGUCGAUUGUAUCGGAGCAUGUGUACCAAGGCAACGGUUAUCCAACACUAACACUUGAAGAACAAGAAGAAGCCAUUGAGGUUUCACUCAAACAUCAACCCUUUAUAUCCUCCAUUGAGAAAAGAGGGUUAAAUAUUUCGGAUGUUGUGGGCUCUGUAUUUUCAAUUGGGUGGUUUGGAGAGGCCCAAAGUGAGACGAAAAGGAUUGUGAAGGUUUUGUUUUUUUACAAGGAAUCAACUGUGAAUGUUUGGUUGAGGCCAAUUGAAGGGAUUGAAACGACGGUGGAUCUUGAUGAUAUGGUGUUGACGGAACUUAAAGAUAUUCAUGUUUCUGUUAUGCCAUCGAGUGAGGGCACAGAGUAUCAAGCUUCGACUAUGCGGCCGCCAUUCGUGGCGGAGACUAAGCCCAUUCUUGUUAAUCAGCCGCAUGGUCCUAGCUUUGUGGUUAGAGGACACACUGUCAGUUGGGCGAACUGGGAUUUUCACCUAAGCUUCGACAUGCGAGUGGGAGUCGUAAUAUCAACAGCUUCAAUAUACGACAUCGACCAACAGAAAAACCGACAAGUUCUAUACCGAGGCCAGAUCUCGGAGCUGUUCGUACCGUACCAAGAUCCAACAGAGGAGUGGUAUUAUCGGACGUUUAUGGACGCUGGAGAAUUCGGGAUGGGGUCGUCAGCGGUGGCGCUCGAGCCCCACCACGACUGUCCUUCUAACGCCGUAUUUUUCGACGCCUUCCACGCCGGCCAAGACGGAACGCCGGUGAAGUUGGAGAAUGCGUAUUGUAUGUUUGAAAAAUAUGCCGGAGAUAUUGCUUGGCGCCACACCGAGGCCGUAAUUCCGGGAAAAUUGAUAAGAGAAGUGAGAAGGGAAGUGAGCUUGGUGAUAAGAACGAUAACGGUAAUUGGGAAUUACGAUUACAUAUUGGAUUGGGAGCUCAAAAAAUGUGGCACUAUCAAGCUUUCGGUGAGUUUAACAGGAAUCAUGGAAGGAAAAACGACAACAUAUAAGCACGAAAGUGAGGUAAAGGAGGAAAUAUAUGGCCUACUAGUAGCCCCCAACACAAUUGGCAUAAACCACGACCAUUUCAUCACAUAUUAUCUAGAUCUCGACAUCGACGGUCAGGAAAAUUCCUUUCACAAACUUAAAUUGAAGAGUUUCAAAACCGAUGGCUCAACGCCGAGAAAGAGCUACUGGUCGGUGGUGUCGGAAGAGGUAAAGAAGGAACUCGACGCUAGACUCCGACCAACUGAGCCCGUGGAGUUGCACAUUGUGAACCCAAAUAAGAAAACUGCAGUAGGAAACAAAGUCGGGUAUCGUUUAAUUCCGGGGCCAAUGGCUAUUCCACUCCUAUCAGAAGAUGAUUAUCCACAAAUAAGAGGAUCGCUCUGUGAUUAUGAUAUAUGGGUUACACCUUUCAAUAAAUCUGAGAAAUGGGCAGGUGGUAUGUACGUCGAUCGUGGUCAUGGUGACAAGACCAUUACUCAUAUAACACAACAGAAUAGGGAUAUUAACAACAAGGAUAUUGUGCUAUGGCACACAAUAGGGUUCCAUCAUCAUCCAAGUCAAGAUGAAUUUCCAAUAAUGCCCACCCUCACCGGAGGCUUUGAACUUCGACCUACUAAUUUCUUUGAUAGAAAUCCAAUUCUCAAAAUGAGAUCCCCAUAAGUAUUAAGUUAUCUUUAUAAAACCUCAAAACGACAUAAUAUUCAUGUACGACGACUUUUGUGUUUCGAGGAAUUCUAGCUCCCCUUUUCUUUUGCUAUAAUAAAUUCUCUCUAUUGUUGAAGAUAAUUAAUUAACAUCAAAUAAGUAUUAAUUAAUUGUCUCUAA
Molecule: messenger RNA, 2207 nt
Organism: Cucumis melo (muskmelon)
Lineage: Eukaryota; Viridiplantae; Streptophyta; Magnoliopsida; Cucurbitales; Cucurbitaceae
Product: primary amine oxidase-like
Exons: 6
Coding region: 48-2042 (664 amino acids)
Biological process (GO): amine metabolic process
Molecular function (GO): primary methylamine oxidase activity; copper ion binding; quinone binding
Source: RefSeq, a predicted model, not a curated record